Molecule: messenger RNA, 718 nt
Organism: Drosophila grimshawi
Lineage: Eukaryota; Metazoa; Arthropoda; Insecta; Diptera; Drosophilidae
Product: mitochondrial transcription rescue factor 1
Exons: 3
Coding region: 79-657 (192 amino acids)
Source: RefSeq, a predicted model, not a curated record
ACGCACACGCAAACAGCUGUUCAAUUUUAGGUUAUGUUUUGAUUUAAUUGUUAUCAUAAUUUUAAAAGCCGCACAAAAAUGCUCCGCAGCAUUCGGCAAAUAGCAAGACUACGAAAAUUCGUGUCAGCUCCGGUCUGUAAUUUACUCAACACACAAACGGCUCCAGCAGCCGCAUCAUAUGCUAUAACAGCAACCAUUCACAGCAGCCGAGUGCUGCAGAAAUACGACAAGAAAUCCUCGAGAGCAACAGAAGACUUCGACAGCGACGAUGAGGCAGACGCUGAAUUCAAAGAUGAACGCGACUCGAAAGUGGUGAAGACCAAAGUGAACUCACUCCGCGCGGAUUUGCUACUCAAAUCCGGACUGGGCAUGGCCAGAAACAAAGUGGAGCUUAAUUUCUAUGAGAGCAAAAUACGUGUCAAUGGAAAAAAGCUGCUAAAGAAGAGCGUCCAACUCGAAGUGGGUGACGAGAUUGAUGUGAUCCGCGGCUUCAGUCAGACAAAUCCGUCGCAUCUUGUGAUCGCACGUGUCGUUAUACUCUCGGCCGAGGGACGGGAGGAGGGUCUCAGCGUACACUUGCGCCGCUACAAAUCGCUGCUCAUUGAGAACUAUAGCGGCCCGCAAGCUUACAAGUCCUCGGAGGCCAUCGCACACUAGCUCAAGCGCUGUUGAAUGAAUAAAUCAAAUCGCUGACACGAAUAAUCAACAAAAAAAAAAG